GGAGAAGCCACCAACGUGAUCUUUGCCCCCGAGUCUCACUUGGCGGCUGCGGUGGCAUCUGAUGCCAAUCCGUAGACCAUACGAUGGAGUUUCACGCCUCAGCCUCCCCGGCCGCUCCAACAGAGGAGAUUCGCGUUCAGAAGCGGACACUUGUGGUCAAUGAGACCCCCGGAGGGACCAGAAAGCGUAUACCGACAUGACAGUCCUUUCUUGGCUGUCGAGGAGAGCCGGCGGCCGUUAUCACCGGUCGGCGAGUACGGUGGGAAUGUCCAUCGCUCCCAACCGCUGAGCGAGAGGUCGGCAGCCGGCCACCAGCGCCACACUCGGCACGCUCCAGAACGAAAUUCACACGAGCUAUCGAGCGACUUGAUCUUUGCGGCGUCGACGCACGUCUCUCGGGCCUCCAAUGCGGUUAAGAGAUCGUGAAACGGCAGUCUGAAGAGUCUGUAUGACCGAGCCAAGCUGGU
Molecule: messenger RNA, 467 nt
Organism: Aspergillus pseudonomiae
Lineage: Eukaryota; Fungi; Ascomycota; Eurotiomycetes; Eurotiales; Aspergillaceae
Exons: 1
Coding region: 160-426 (88 amino acids)
Source: RefSeq, a predicted model, not a curated record